AAUAUAUUAAUAGCGGGUAUUAUAAAAAUUAGCUUUAGCCUAAGUAAGAAAAUCGUUACUCUAAGUAUAAUAAAAAUAAAAACGUACUUCGGAAUAAUAACGUUUUAUAUUUUAUUUAUUAAUACCCUAUUUCUCUUAUAUUUAAAAGAUAUAGAUCGACUAAGUAUUAUAUUUAAUAAUAUAAAAAAUAGAAUUUCUAAUAAUAAGUAUUUUAAAAUAAUUAAAUAA
This is a messenger RNA of Colletotrichum lupini, 228 nucleotides long. RefSeq lists its product as uncharacterized. The annotation marks the transcript as partial. The transcript has a single exon. The record is from RefSeq and is a predicted model, not a curated record. NCBI's taxonomy places the organism in Eukaryota, Fungi, Ascomycota, Sordariomycetes, Glomerellales, Glomerellaceae.